Camelina sativa (false flax) is the source of this 1608-nucleotide messenger RNA. Lineage: Eukaryota; Viridiplantae; Streptophyta; Magnoliopsida; Brassicales; Brassicaceae. The record is from RefSeq and is a predicted model, not a curated record.
AUGGAAGUCUACAUCGAUGACAUGCUUGUCAAGUCGACACGCGAACAAGAUCAUGUCUCCCAACUCAAAGAGUAUUUUAAAAUCCUGAACCUGUACGGGAUGAAACUCAACCCGACCAAAUGCACAUUCGGCGUUGCGUCCGACAAGUUCUUGGGAUACCUCGUCACCGAGCGUGGGAUCGAAGCAAAUCCCAAACAGAUCACAACCUUCCUCGAGAUGCCCUCCCCGAAAACUACCCGAGAGGUGCAGAGGCUAACGGGGCGGAUUGCCGCCCUAAAUCGCUUCAUCUCAUGGUCUACAGACCGCUAUCUCUCAUUUUACCAAAUGUUGAAGGGCAAUCGGAAGUUCGAGUGGGAUGGAAAGUGCGAGGAAGCAUUCCAGGAAUUAAAAAGGUACCUUUUCGAGCCUCCUGUGCUCUCAAAGCCGGUGGACGGGGAAAACCUCCUCCUCUACAUUGUUGUAUCCGACUCUGCAGUGAGGGAGUACUGGUUCGAGAAUAUGAGGGGGAGAAGAAAUCCGUCUACUACGUCACUAUCGAUUUCCUUAAAACAAACUGCCGCUCCUUUCGGAUCGCGGGACGCGGGCGUUACAGUCCACCAAGUCAAGGGCAGCAUUAGACACGACGAGGGAGAUCUCGGACAGGCACCUGAGCAGGAUGAUGAACUCCUAGAUGAGCAUAUAUCAGGAGACGACCACGAUACAGGACCGAAAACGGACUGGCGGAUCCCAAUACGCGAGUACAUCUUGAACGGAACCGUUCCCGCGGAUCGAUGGCAAGCGCGAAAGCUCAAAGCGCAAAGUGCGCGGUUCUGCAUCAUCGGCGAAGAGCUAUAUAAGCGAUGCAUUGCCGGUCCAUACCUCAGAUGCGUUCACGGGGAAGAGACCGAAAGCAUCAUGGAAGAGGCUCACGAGGGACCCUACGGAAAUCAUUCUGGAGGUCGAUCGCUAGCUCUCAGGAUAAAACAGCAAGGGUACUUCUGGCCGACCAUGCUCGCAGACUGCGACGCGCAUGGCAAAAGUUGGGACAAAUGUCAACGCCAUGCACCCAUGACCAAUCAGCCCGCCGAGCUGAGAAAAUCGGUCUCCUCCCCUUAUCUUUUCAUGCGAUGGUCGAUGGAUGCCAUCAGCUCCCUAGAGCAGUCGGGAAGACGACGCGUGAAACACCUACUGGUCGUAACUGACUAUUUUACCAAGUGGAUUGAAGCGGAAUCCUAUCAAUCAAUUACUCGGGAUCAUGUGAAAGAUUUCCUUUGGAAAAACGUGGUAUGUUUUCACUGCAUCCCUUACGAGAUCGUAACAGAUAACGGAACCAAUUUGAUUUCAUCUGUAGUGCAAAAAUUCUGCGACGACUGGGGCAUUCCGCUUACCCCGUACACACCCUGGUACCCUCAGGGGAAUGGGCAGGCCGAGGCGGCCAACAAACUAAUCAUGGAUGGUCUUAAGCGACGGUUAGGCGCCGCAAAGUCCGGCUCGGAUGCUCAGCGGCCCGGAGUCCUAUGGGCCACCCGAACUACCCCACAUGGGAGCACAGGUGAAAUCGCUUUCUCCCAAGCCUACGGGAUCGAAGCCGUCGUACCGGCAGAAAUCUCCGUAGGUAGUAUCCGCUGA